Molecule: messenger RNA, 2318 nt
Organism: Limulus polyphemus (Atlantic horseshoe crab)
Lineage: Eukaryota; Metazoa; Arthropoda; Merostomata; Xiphosura; Limulidae
Product: cytochrome P450 315a1, mitochondrial-like
Exons: 8
Coding region: 13-1632 (539 amino acids)
Molecular function (GO): monooxygenase activity; oxidoreductase activity, acting on paired donors, with incorporation or reduction of molecular oxygen; heme binding
Source: RefSeq, a predicted model, not a curated record
UUGCGACUUGUUAUGAAAGGUUUCACGUGCCGUCCUGCUUGCAUAGAGAGAACCCUUACGACAAGCCUGACGUCAUCUGUACCCCAACCAGCUGAAGCCAAGUGUCCGUUCUAUCACCGUCACCAAGAGUCUGCCGAAGCUGUGUCGUGCUCCGUAGACUUUCCCUCAGAAAAACCUUACGAAGCCAUUCCAUCACCCAAGGGACUGCCCUUGAUGGGGACAACGUUUGAACUCUUGUCUAGCGGGGGUGCUCCGAAGAUCCAUGAAUACUGUGACAAACGACAUAAAGAGUUAGGCUGUAUCUAUCGCGAGAAACUAGGGUCUGUUGAAGCUGUUUUCGUAGCAGACAGCGAAUUGAUUCAAAGCAUUUAUCAAAACGAGGGCCGCUACCCAAUGCACUUGGUCCCCGAACCUUGGCUGAUCUAUAAUGAAACCAAAGGAAUUCAGCGGGGGUUGUUUUUCAUUGGACUCUGUUUUGAUGACAAUAAUACAAUGUCUUUGAAUAGGGACGGUCCCCAAUGGAAUGAACGGCGCAAGAGCCUCAACAAAGUGUUCCGUCAACAAACAGUCUCAGCUUACGCCAAGGUGUUCAAUGAAGUGAUCAAUGAUUUACUUCAGAGGUGGAGAAAAGUACGUCGUGAAGAUGUGGAGUUAAUAGACCUGGAGAGGGAACUUUAUAGCUGGUCCAUUGACUCCUUAGGAACGAUGAUUUUCGGGCAGCGAUUGGGAUGUGUGACGUCUGACAGUAAAAUCGAGAAUAUUUAUGAAUUCGUGCAGUGUGUUCAGCAAAUCUUUACAGAGUCUGCGCAUAUGACUGUUAUUCCCCCUCGUCUGGCCUACGUUCUAAAGUUACCGGUGUGGAAGAGGUUUGUUAAAGCAGCUGACCGGGCCUUACAUCUAGCGAAAACUUAUGUAGAUGUUAACGUCAAAGAUAUCCUCUCUAAGGCUGAGGUAGGAGAGCCGGUAGAGGGCGUUCUUAGUCAGUUACUCCUGGAAGACAAAAUAGACAAAGAGGAAAUAGUAAGAAUUGUUACAGACCUAUUUCUUGCUGCUGCGGAUACGACAUCACAUGCCACCCAGUGGACUCUUUAUAUGUUGGCGAAAUACCCUGAGUGCCAGAAAAAGGUAGUCGACGAAGUUAAUCGGGUAAUAUCUCCUGGGCAGAAUAUCCAGGAAGUUCAUCUUCAACAUCUUCCCUAUCUAAAAGCUGUAAUUAAAGAAGCUCUUCGGCUAUAUCCAGUUGCUCCCUUUUUGACACGAAUCUUGCCACAAGACAUUGUUCUUAAUGGAUACAGAGUACCAGCUGGGAAACUGAUACUGAUGUCACUGUACACAACCGGAAGAGAUCCUAAAUAUUUCCCAAAUCCAGAUCAUUUUAAACCCGACAGGUGGUUGAGAAUUCGGGACACUCGUGACAUCAUCAGUACUUUUGCAUUCUUACCUUUCGGUUUUGGUAUCCGGUCCUGUAUUGGCCGCCGGGUGGCAGAGAUGCAGAUGCAGUUUUUGUUAGCGAGAACGGUUCAGGCAUUCCAUUUGGUUUCUGCUAACACAAGAGAUGUAAAUAUUACCAUGAGAAUGAUCACGACUCCGGAUGAACCAAUCAGAUUACGUUUAGAGGAUCGUGUUAAAUGAAUCAUCUAUGCAGAAACCCGUACAGACUGAAAGUCUUUGUGAGACUUCGAUUAACAUCAGUAUUUUAAAUAACGACGGCCAGUGGAUGUUUGAGUCAUGUUAAGCUGACAUUAAAGGACAGCAGAUUGCUUUCAAGCAGCUUUUUCAGUGCAAUCAUUAUUGUUUUUAGUUCAAUGUAAUAAAAGUAAAAAAAAAAACAAACAACAUAAAACAUCAGGAGUUUUUAAAGAAUUCCAGUUGUAGUGAACUCAAAUUUUUGCUGUUGGAGUGAACCUAUAUUUUGGCUGUUGCUGUAAACCCGUGUUUUUCUUGUUCAAGUGAACCCAUGUUUUUAUUAUUAAAGACACAAAACAUGAUGAAGCAAACCACCAGGAAUCUGAAAUACGAGCGGCUGGAUUUUCAGGCGAUAAAAAAAGAGAUGGAAAGUGUUUGCGUAAAGGUUAAGAAGUUGAAAUAUGAGAGAAAAUGUGAUAAAACUGUAAGAAGUAAAGAAGAAACAUUUUUAUUGAACUAUUAAACUGGUAAUACUACAACCAUAUAAACACCUUUAUACAAUUUGGUUGAAUAACAAUCAUUACCUAUCAUUGUAAGUAUAAGGCUAAGUUAGAGCGGUGAAGGAAUUAUUAAAUAUUCUUAAAUUAUAUCGCUUAUUGUUAUUCUGUUAACCUAACUUAGGUUUCUGUAAA